UCAGGAAGACAGACUCCAAUACUGCAGUGCAUGCAUGAGACAGUGUUAUCUGUACAGCUGGAGAGAAGAAGACACAAGCUUCUACAGGGUCGCGUCAGCUUUACCGAAAAGCAACUAUGCAGCAAGACAACAGCAACGAGAUCCAUGAAAACAUGAUAGUCAUGUUCAGAUCCAGGAUCUGCAGCCACAUCCAGGUGAUACCGGUGCUGGACUACAUGCACAGUCUGGAUCAGGAGUUUAAAGAAGUAUUAAGAGCCAAAGCUGCCACCGAGAACCAGGAGGCCGCCAGAAUGCUCUUGGAUCGGCUCUUAUCAGAAACCAGGAGGCCCAACUGGUUUGAAGAGUUUGUCACUGCUGUCAGGGAGGCAGAAUGUACCCAAGCUGAAAUGUACCUGAGCCCCGAAAACCUACCACCCCCCCAAAAAGAGGCCAAGUACGACUACUGCGAGAAACUGAUUUCUUGGCUAUCUCCGAGGCUGCUUAAAAAACUGGAGCCUAAAGAGACGACAGCGAUGUGCCUCAGUAAAGAAAUAUGCAGCCAGGAGGACGCGGACAUUAUAAAUGGAAAACAGAACGCCUUUGACGCCAACAGGGAACUUCUCAGCAGGAUCACUAAGAAGAAGGACUGGUUUAAAGUGUUUGUGGCUAUAUUAAAUCAGCUGGGAAAGAUGGAGCUCAUUAAAGAGUUAACGGGAGGCACAUAUGAAGAAUUUAUAGAUGGGGCUGAGGAAAUAGAUGUGGACCCUGCAAAUCAUAAAAGCAAUUGUCUAGAUGACAGCGUACGUUCUGAAGUGACUGACCGGCAGAAUGACAGCCAUGAUGUGACAGGCGAGAGCAGCGUAUGUGAGAUGUCAUACUCAGAGUGUUCUGAUUUGGAUUCAAGUUGUAACAAGUCAACAGACAGCCCUGACUGCAGCAAGGGAUCAGUAGAAGAAAACGAAGAUAGUAUGAGAAAAGGCAGAGCCUCUCCGGUUCCUAAAAUGACACUUCGAGAUUACCAGAUGGAAGUAGCCAAGCCAGCUUUAGAUGGAGAGAAUAUCAUUAUCUGCCUGCCUACAGGAAGUGGGAAAACCAGAGUGGCGGUGUACAUUGCAAGGCACCAUCUGGAUGAAAGAAAGAAGAAUGACUUGCCAGCAAAAGUUAUUGUCUUGGUCAACAAGGUUCCUUUGGUUGAUCAGCAUUUCCGCAGUGAGUUCUAUCCAUACAUGAAGGAUCGCUACCUUGUCACCAAAAUAAGUGGAGAUAGCCAGUUGAAGAUUUCAUUUCCUGACGUCGUGAAGAUGCAUGAUGUCAUUCUCUGCACAGCCCAGAUAUUGGAGAAUUCCCUAAUUAAAGCAGAAGAAGAUGAAGAAGAAGGAGUCCAACUGUCUGAUAUUUCCCUCCUCAUUAUUGAUGAAUGUCACCACACCCAGAAGGGCGGUGUCUACAAUAAUAUAAUGUUACGUUACAUGCAACAGAAAAAGGAGAACAAAAAGUUGCAGAAGUUGCAAGAGCCAGUGGUCCCACUUCCCCAGAUUCUGGGACUGACGGCAUCGCCAGGUGUUGGCGGGGCUAAUAACAGUAAGAAAGCUGAAGAGCACAUCUUAAAAAUUUGUGCCAACCUUGAUUCUGGGAUUAAGACGGUACAAGAAAACAUUGCUAAGUUACAGAACCAAGUGAAGCAGCCAUACAAGCAAAUUGAGAUUGCAGAAGAUAACAAUAAGAACCCAUUUGGUGACAAAAUUAAAGAUAUGAUGAAAAGUAUUGAAACUUUUAGUGAUUUGUACCCACCAAAUGAUCAUGGCUCCCAAUCUUAUGAACAGUGGGUAGUUCAGAAAAUGAAAACAGCUGCCAAGGAAGAGAAUCGUAGGCAGCACGUCUGCGCACAUCAUCUGAAGAAGUACAAUGAUGCCCUGCAGAUCUAUGACACGAUCCGCAUGAGUGACGCAUUUAUCCAUCUUCUGAAAUUCUAUACUGAGGAGAAGAAGAGGGCUAUAAUGCUGAAUGAGUCUGAUGGAGCCUCUCUGUCUGAAAAGAUCGAUGAGACGGAUAGAUUCCUGAUGGACUUAUUCUUUGGACACAAGAAAGAACUUGAGCAACUGUCUGAGAAAGAAGAGUAUGAAAACGAGAAACUUCUUAAACUUAGAAGAUCCAUCAUGGAAGAGUUUACCAGGAAUAGCAAAGCCAGAGGAAUUAUAUUCACCAAGACUCGGCAGAGUGCUGUCGCUCUGUCUGAGUGGAUCGGUGACAAUGAAAAGUUCAAAGAAGUGGGCGUCCGAGCACAUUACAUCAUUGGAGCCGGAGGCAACAGUGACUUUAAAUCUAUGACUCAGAAUGAGCAAAAGAAAGUGAUUCAAAAAUUUAAAACCGGAGAAUUGAACCUACUGAUUGCAACCAGUGUGGCCGAGGAGGGUCUGGAUAUCAAGGAAUGCAACAUAGUUAUCGUGUAUGGUUUAAUCCACAAUGAAAUUGCAAUGGUGCAGGCCCGUGGUAGAGCCAGAGCUGAAGAAAGUGCUGUUGUCCUGGUGGCUUCUAGGUCAUCCGGGGCUAUUGAUCAUGACAGUGUUAAUGUUUACAGAGAAAACUUGAUGCAUAAAGCUAUCCAAAAGGUGCAGAAGAUGGACCCUAAAAUCUUUGCUGAAAAGAUCCAAGAAUUUCAGAAGCAAACCAUUGUUGAAAGAAAAGUAAAGAAGAAGAAGGACUUGCAAAAAGUUUACCAGAAGAACCCUGGGAAAGUUACUUUCUGGUGUAUAAAGUGUCAGAGUCUUGUUUGUUCUGGACUUGACAUUCGUGUGAUAGAAGACAUGCAUCACGUUGUUCCCGACCAAAAGUUCAAGAAACGUUACAAAAAAGGGGAAAAUAAAACCCUUCAAGAGAAGUUUGCAGAUUACCAAACAAAUGGUGAAAUCAUUUGCAACAAUUGUGGUCGGCCAUGGGGAACUAUAAUGGUGCACAAAGGUACUGAGGUUCCCUGCCUGAAGAUCUGUAACUUUGUCAUCAAGUAUGAGGAUGAGAAGAUGACCAAAGACACUUUGGAUGUUUGGAGAGAUCUCCCGAUCAAGUUCCGUCAGUUUAGUUUUCUGUCUGAUGACAGUGACUCUGACUAAAUACAACAUUUCUCCAGAACACAAGACUGCUAAUCUCUGGCUGCUGUGACUUGUCCACCAGUGGGACUUUUUCUCUGGACUAUUAUGCAGAUGAUGGAUUCCUGCAAUUUUUUGGAGCUUGAAAUGAUGGGGAGGAGAGGGGUUGUAUUAUACGGGAAUAAGAUAAAUAUUACUUUGGUUUUAUCCUGGAAAUGAAUUAAUUAAUUGUGCUUUUAUACAUCGCAUGAGAGCUGGUUAAGGGUGGAGCAGAAGAAGACUGACUUCAUAGCACUAUGGCCCUCAUUUAUCAAAACUGUCUUGGAGAAAAACUGUCCUUGUAGCGUAACAUUUGGGGUUGUCCAAU
This is a messenger RNA of Bufo gargarizans (Asiatic toad), 3429 nucleotides long. It is a transcript of the gene IFIH1, whose product is annotated as interferon induced with helicase C domain 1. Lineage: Eukaryota; Metazoa; Chordata; Amphibia; Anura; Bufonidae. Gene Ontology annotation, biological process: positive regulation of interferon-beta production; response to virus; innate immune response. Gene Ontology annotation, molecular function: DNA binding; ATP binding; hydrolase activity. The record is from RefSeq and is a predicted model, not a curated record. Gene Ontology annotation, cellular component: cytoplasm.